AUGGCUGGGAAAAUCUUUACAAUAUGUCCACCGGUCAAACGAUGGUUUAUAAGGACUCUACACAAAAUCCAUGAAGGUUCCUCAGUGAGUGGAACUGACUCGUUUGAGUCGUUCCUCAGGGUGAAAAACUGGAAACUGAUUCUAGAAGAAUGGUUACUGGAUGCAGGCUUCUACCCUGAAGAGAAUUGUAGAGCCCCCGACGCAGUUGUCUGGUCAGCAGACGACAAAACCAAACACCGCCUGCUGGACUUCAUGAAGAAGGGUCGCCCUCUGGUUCUCAAAUUUGGAAGCUGUAGCUGACCUCCCUUUAUGGCCAAACUUGCCAAGUUCAACGACAUUGUUCAAAAGUAUGGACAUAUCGCUGACUUUCUUCUUAUAUACAUACAAGAGGCCCACCCAACAGACGGUUGGACUUUCAAUAAUAAUAAGUACCAAAUUGGAACCGCCCAAAGUAUGGACGACCGAGUAGAGGCGGCCAUGAUGCUAAGUGACAAGAAUAUAAGAUGCCCCCUAAUUCUAGACUUGCAAUGGGAAGCUCACCCAACAGACGGGUGGCAUUUCAAGAACAACGCUUAUUACAUUGAAUCAGCUAAGAACAUGACCGACCGGGCCGAGGCGGCAAAGUUCUUGCGAGAUGAGAAUGUGAGAUGUCCUUUGGUUCUGGAUGAUGUAACAGACGAGGCUGUUACCGCAUACUGCAGUCUUCCUGAAAGGCUAUAUAUCGUGUUGGAUGGCGUGAUUGUGCUUGUUGGAGGAAUAGGCCCAGAGGAAUAUGACCUUCAACCAGUGGAGGAGUGGUUGGUCGCCUACAGUGGACAGGGGUAGACAUCUGCCAAAUAUGC
Messenger RNA from Haliotis rubra (blacklip abalone), 842 nucleotides. RefSeq names its product thyroxine 5'-deiodinase-like. The record is from RefSeq and is a predicted model, not a curated record. Lineage: Eukaryota; Metazoa; Mollusca; Gastropoda; Lepetellida; Haliotidae. The transcript is spliced from 3 exons. Gene Ontology annotation, molecular function: thyroxine 5'-deiodinase activity.